AUGCCACAGGAGGGUACAUGGGGAAGACUAGAUAGAGACCAACAGACUGGUCAAACCAUAUUAAGAACAGUAAAUAUAAGAGAAAAUGUUGAAGUCUGGCCAACUUCAGAGCCGUCGGUGGCAAGGCUGCUCUCAUUUUCACUUUUCUUGUUGGCUGGGAGCUGGGCAGCCCAGAACUCGGGGUGCUCCUCCCGUUCUCCGCUACUGCGACCCAAAUCCCGCGGAGCGCUCGGGACUCGCGGCCCGACCCCGCCAGCUCCCCACAUCACCGAGAAGCGGCCUCCCGCAGCUAGAGGGGCCCAAUGCCAGGCGGCCGCCAGCUGCGCGCCGCGGGUGCCGCCGGGACCCGACCCCAGGCUGCCGCGCAGGGUCAACGCUUGGAAGAUCGUGUCUGCUGCUGGGACGUCGUUUUUUAAGGGCAAGUUGACUGGAGCAUUUCCUGCUUUAAUAAUUAUGUUUAACCAAAUCCACAUUCGACUUCGAGGUCAAAUUGAACACCAGGAGCACCAUCAUCUUGGCCCACCUGGCAGAAAAGAUGAACAUUUCAGAAGCGAUGCGCUUGAAGCUCAAAGUAUUCGUGUUUUUUGCAUCAUCCUUGGGGAAUCCGAAGAUGAGAGUUUGGGGACUGUACUAAAAAAGACCUGGCCCAAACGCUGUGACAAAGCAGAGCGCUACGGCACUAGAACGGAUCGUUUGUUCCAUACAAAAACAAAUGACAAGUGGAUACAGAUGGGGGAAACUUGCAAGUACGUCUUUGAAAAGUAUGGCGACAACUACAACUGGUACUUUCUUGCAUUUCCGAACGAAAAUUUAAACUACCUUUUGCUGACAAGGGAUGCAUCACAACCUUUCUAUCAGGGCCGCACCACUGUAUCGGGAGACCUCGAAUACGUGACUGUGGAAGGAGGAAUUGCCUUAAGUAGAGAGUCCAUGAGGGGAGUUACCAGAUUAAUCAACCAUGGAAAUUGUACACAUCAAGGUCUGAUUUGGAAUUCGUCUUUCAAUAAGCGACUGGCAAUCUUCCUGAAAUUUGCACGCGUUCUUGCAGAAAAUGCAGAGGAUUCCGAAGGAAGAGAUGUGUUUAAUACAAAACCAAGCAUGCAUGCACCUAUUCAAGAGUCAAUGCUUAACAACCCUCACCAAGUAGUAAAAGGCUGCUGUUCAGAUAUGGCUAUUACUUUUAAUGGAUUGACUCCUGAAAAGAUGGAAGUAAUAAAGUAUGGUGUGUACCGCCUCAGGGCAUUUGGACAUCAUUUCAAUGAUACAUGGCUUUUCUUGCCUCCAAGUGGUUCACAAAAUGACUGAGGGCUGGCAAAUAAUAGAACUAUAUUGUCCAAGGGCACUCAAAAUGUGGCUGGUCCGAAUUAAGGUGUAAUAUAAGUAUAAUAUACACACAUCAUUCAAUGU
Molecule: messenger RNA, 1407 nt
Organism: Sciurus carolinensis (gray squirrel)
Lineage: Eukaryota; Metazoa; Chordata; Mammalia; Rodentia; Sciuridae
Gene: C1galt1c1l
Product: C1GALT1 specific chaperone 1 like
Molecular function (GO): N-acetylgalactosaminide beta-1,3-galactosyltransferase activity
Source: RefSeq, a predicted model, not a curated record